UCCAUGACCCUUACUGUUCAUAGUAGCCAGCUCCUAGGGUGCCACAAUGCACCCUGCCGAGCUCGGCAAAGAAGAUUGGUAUUCUGGUCAUUUAGACGUCGGUGAUGGGCACCAAGUCUAUUUCGAGGUGCAUGGCGCGGAAAAUGGCGUUCCUGCGCUGGUUGUCCACGGCGGCCCGGGUGCCGGCUGCUACUUGAACCACACGCGCUUCUUUGAUCUGGAGCGCUACAAGGUAGUGCUUCUGGACCAGCGCGGCUGCGGUCGGUCCACGCCGCGAGGAUGCCUCUCGGCCAACACUACCCAGCACCUGGUCAGCGACAUGGAGGCCCUCCGGCGACACCUGGGCCUCAGCCGCUGGCUGCUGUUCGGGGGCUCUUGGGGCGUGGCGCUGUCGCUCGCGUACGCGCUGCAGCAUCCCGACAGGGUGCUGGCCAUGGUGCUUCGCGGCGUAUGCACCAUGCGGGACUCCGAGAUCCACUGGAUGUUCGGCGGCGGCGCGGGCGCACUCAAGCCCUGGGCAUGGCAGCGCUUCCUCGACCACCUGGGUGAUGACCCCGCAGACCGAGCCAAUCCCCUCCUCGCCUACUACGCCCGGCUUCUGUCGCCCGAUGCAAACGUCCGUGACGCAGCGGCUCGAAGCUGGAUGGAGCUGGAAAUGGCGGUCGGCUUCGACUCGCGCUCCCAGCUGCUGGACUGGGACGGCGAGCGGUGGGCCUACGAGACCUUCCCGGCCGCACCCGACUCGCGCAAGCCGCUGAGCGCGCUGCAGCCUCGGCCCGCGUCCUCCUCUCCUGUGUCCGCGGCCCCUACCUCGACUCCUCGUCCCUCGGCCACGGAGGCAAAUGCGAAGGCUGCAGCAGCGGGCCCCGCUGCCGCGGCGGCGGAGCUUCUGGCUCGGGGCCUGGCGUUCCGAGGCGACGCCCGCAUGUCUGGCAGCACGGCCCAGGCGUUGUUGGAGUGCCACUACAGCGUGCACGGCGCAUUCCUCCGCGGCAGCAGCACCACCACCACCACCCGCAACGGCAACGGCAGUAGCACCGAUGGCAGCAGCACCGGCAUAAGCAGUCGCAGCCUGAGCAGCGUCGGCGGCAGCAUGGACGGCGACCAGCCAGGCACCCUGCCGCGGCCGCAGCGUCCCGGGCCCCGCUCGCGGCAGCCCCCGCCACCCGCCCUCGCCCCAACCUCUUCACCGUCCUCACCCGCCGUCCCUCCGGCGGCCCGGGCCACCCCUAGCCACUGGCCACCGCUGCUGCACAGCGUGGGCUCGGGUCGGCUGAGCGGCAUCCCCGCUGUGGCCGUGCACGGCCAGCUGGACUUCGUGUGCCCCGCCACCACGGCCUACGAGCUGUGCCGCGCCUGGCCGGAGCUGCGGCUGCGGCUGGUGCCAGGCGCCGGCCACAGCAUGUACGACCCCGCCAUCACACACGAGCUGGUGGAGGCCACACGGCUGCUGUACGACGCGGCGGCGGCCCGGUACUACGGCGGCAGCGGUGAUGGCGAUGCUGGCGUUGGCAUCGGCAGCAGCGGCAGCGCCGGCGGUAGCAAGGGAUAACCGCGCAACGGAGCAGAGGGGAACAGCGGGCCUUGCUGGCGCGCAACGUGUAGGCAGCGGAGGCGGGUCGCCAACACC
This is a messenger RNA of Chlamydomonas reinhardtii, 1630 nucleotides long. RefSeq lists its product as uncharacterized. Gene Ontology annotation, biological process: proteolysis. NCBI's taxonomy places the organism in Eukaryota, Viridiplantae, Chlorophyta, Chlorophyceae, Chlamydomonadales, Chlamydomonadaceae. The coding region runs from base 47 to 1552 and encodes 501 amino acids. The record is from RefSeq and is a predicted model, not a curated record. Gene Ontology annotation, molecular function: aminopeptidase activity. Gene Ontology annotation, cellular component: cytoplasm. The transcript is spliced from 5 exons.